AUGCCGAAAAGACGUUCUCUGGAGGUCCUUCUGCGGCACUGGAUGUGUCGCGUCGUACUGCUCAACCAGAUCCAGUACGUCAAUUAUCAGUUGGGAGCGGGGCUCCCAAGAAUCCCAGGACGGGGGAUCACCGCGCAACCGGACGAGGUAACUAGUCCGACGUCCGUUCACAUGGCUGUGAUUCAACAGCAGCUCAAGCAGAUAGCGCUGGCCACCCGUGUGUCUCCGAAAGUUUCUUUGAACGCGUAA
Peronospora matthiolae is the source of this 249-nucleotide messenger RNA. NCBI's taxonomy places the organism in Eukaryota, Oomycota, Peronosporomycetes, Peronosporales, Peronosporaceae. The record is from the annotation of a GenBank genome assembly.